GGGGACGUGUUUGUGGAGAUGCAUCCUGUCUGGAUCGCCUUCAUGUGCGUCUUUUACAUCGUGGUGGGAUUCUUCGGCGUCUUUGGCAACUGCAUAGCCUUGGUCGCCCUGGCCGCCACCCCAAAGCUCCGUAACACCUGCACGGCGCUCAUCGGUAACCUCUGCGCGACCGACCUGAUCACCGCCAUCCAGCUGCUCUUCCUGAUGACUCCGACGCAGCUGAAUAAGGGUUUCCCCGAGAACUGGGCCCUGUGCAAGUUCAUGGUGUACCUACCGACCACGACCUAUAGCGUGUCGCUCACCACACUCAUGUUCAUCGCUGUCAACAGGUAUUUACUGAUCACGCGGCCACGGACCUGCUUCAGGACCUGCUGUGGUAGCAAACAGGUGGCCGUACACAUUGCUUUGAUCUGGUUCAUCAAUUUUGUGGUCGUCGUGUUAUCAGCUUUUACAGGCGUUAGCCCUGCAGUAUACGACCGCGAAGGGCAGGGCUGCUACGCUGAAACUAACUGGUGGCUCGGGACCAUCACGCUGUCCUUCUAUGUGGUCAUUCCCGCUUUCGUAGUCGUGCCGUUACUUUACGGGUUGACCGUGUACGCCGUAAGAGCCAGUCACCGGCGGGUGCACGCCCGAAACACAACCGGCGAGCAUGCAUCGGCGGCCCUGUCGGUUCAGGGCAGCGACACCAGGGUUAUCCCGUCGUUAUCCAACAACCAGAACGUUACGGCCCCGCAUCCCCACCAAAUCAGCAAGCGAGAGAUCAACUUCACCAAGGUCCCCAUCCUGAUUUUCACCGUCUUUGCCGUCUGUUGGAUGCCGCAGCUUAUCUACCACAUUGGAAGCCGCUUCGUGAAGGUGUCUGUCUAUUACCGCAAGGUGGCAUUGCUGUUCAUCUGGGCCAACUCGGCCAUCAAUCCGUAUCUAUAUGCGUGGACCAACCGGAAUUUUAGGCAGGCAUACAAGAGGAUCCUGAAAAAUUGUAAGAGGAGACCCUAAACUCUAGGUUUGUUGUAGACUCAGACGAUCUAAUUUAUAUGCAGUUUGAGGUAUAGGUCUUUACAGGAGACAGAAAUGGUUAGCAUGCUUUAAGAACUUGAAAGGUAUUACACGGUAUAAAAAUAAUAUCCUACUCAGCCGGUACUUCGUACCCUAUUACUAAGUCCUGAACUUCAUUUUGAACAAGCAAUGGCUUGCAGAAGAAUAAAGGGACAUUUUCCAAUGCAAGGCUUCAUAAACAUACACCAGUUUUGCUCUCAAAUCCCUUUCCAAAGUAAAGCUGAAAUAUACGGUGACGUAAAGUAGGGAUUAGGAUAAGUUAACGAGGAAGCUAUACAGUGUCGGAUGACUUACAGCUUCAUAUUAAGAAAGCAGAACACAAGUGUUUGAGCACACAUACGGAAUAGGUAUGCACGAACUCCACCGAUAUAUACGCCAAGAACUUAACAGCAUCAAUUCCGAACAAAUGUUUCGUCAUUUCUGGUAUAGAGAUUCAUAUGAGACACUCAGAUUUAAUAAUCCUAAAAAAAACACUGUAACUCCGUCCAUACUGUCUAGUUAACUUUGCCAGGCUUGUUCUUUCACUAACCUCGUAUUUUGACACACUGUGUUGGACUCGAAAAAGGACUUCAUUGCUUCACAUAUUGUACGCAACAACAUUCUCACUCCGGUCAAUUUUGACGGAACUCAAACUGCCUUGGUAACAAACGGAUGAUAAUUGUUGCAAUCCAGACUAACAUCAAUGUAAGGCUAAGACCCCCCGCCCCAUAUAGAGCGCCGAAGUGACUACGUCACACGCACACUUAUGUGUGUAAAAGGUAGCAGCGAGAGUACCAGCGCUUGAACCAACGCGCGCUUACUUCAUUCGUUUGUAGGGCAUCUACUGGUUCUAAAUGACGUCACAUUCGGUACUCUCUGGCCGAGUUCGGGCGGCUUGUUCCCGUAUGUUCCCGAACAGUUCGAUUUCUUGUUCGCCGGUCGGCCGCUCGAA
Acanthaster planci (crown-of-thorns starfish) is the source of this 1987-nucleotide messenger RNA. Its product is annotated as QRFP-like peptide receptor. NCBI's taxonomy places the organism in Eukaryota, Metazoa, Echinodermata, Asteroidea, Valvatida, Acanthasteridae. Gene Ontology annotation, biological process: G protein-coupled receptor signaling pathway. Gene Ontology annotation, molecular function: G protein-coupled receptor activity. The record is from RefSeq and is a predicted model, not a curated record. Gene Ontology annotation, cellular component: membrane.